GUUUGCAGAGAGCUCUUAUAAAGAGGCUGACAGAGCACGGAGUGCAGGAGAAUUACAAGGUGCAGGAAAACAGCAGCUCUGCUUGGCUCAGCACGACCUGCUCUGCACCAUGGGGAAGGACAAGCUGCCCAGCAAACCAAACAUCUUCCUCCUUCUUCUCUUCUUCCUUCCUGGAAAUACUCCUCUCAACACAGAACCGCAGUACAUGGUGCUAGUGCCCUUUCUGAUCCACACAAAUUCUCAUGAGAAAGUCUGCGUUCAGCUGACCUACCUGAACGAGUCUGUGACGCUGAGUACCACACUCGAGUACCUAGGGGAGAACAGGAGCCUGAUUGAUGAUGUGGUGUCAGAGAAAGACAUGUUCACCUGCAUCCCUUUCUCUCUUCCAAAAUCCAAUAGCACAUCAGUGGCGUUUCUCACUGUGACGGUGACAGGGGACACACUGCACUUCAAGAGCCGCAAGUCAGUGCUGGUCAAGAAUUCCGAAAGCUUGGUCUUCAUCCAGACAGACAAACCCAUGUACAAGCCCGGACAGACAGUUCAGUUUCGGAUCGUCUCUCUGGACAAAGACUUCUACCCACUGAAUGAGAAGUUUCCCUUUGUCUAUGUUCAGGAUCCCCAGAGGAACCGUGUGUACCAGUGGCAAGGGGUGGAACUAGAAACAGGCUUUACACAACUCUCCUUCCCCCUCACCUCGGAUCCCAUCCAAGGCUUCUACAAAAUAGUUGUGCAGAAGAGCUUCUCAUCCCAUGUGGAGCACUCCUUCAGCGUGGAGGAAUUCGUGCUGCCCAGGUUCGAGGUCCUGGUGAAGGUCCCAGAGAUGAUCACUAUUAAGGACAACGAGCUUCCAGUGUCUGUCUGUGGUCUGUACACAUAUGGGAAGCCUGUUCCUGGUUUGGUGAAUGUCCAAGUAUGCCGGAAAUUUUCCCAGUCUGCUUCAAGUUGUUACGGAAAAGAAACAGAAUCUGUGUGUGAAGAAUUCACUAGGCGGGCAGAUGUUCAUGGGUGUGUUUCUGGUGUGGUGAGGACCAAGGUGUUUCAGCUCCUACGCAAGGGAUAUGAGAUGAGCAUUGAUGUACGAGGCAAAAUCACAGAAGAUGGCACAGGAAUAGAGAUGACUGGAACAGGCUCCUGUGGUAUCACAUCCACCAUGAGCAAAAUCCGUUUUGACCUGUUGGACUAUGUGUACAAACCAGGAAUCCCACUCUUUGGGAUGGUGAAGCUGGUCGAUGGCACUGAUGCUCCACUUGCCAAUGAAACCAUCACGAUUACUGUGGGUGGAAACAAGUACAAAGGGAAUUACACUACAGAUGAGCAGGGACAAUCCUGGUUUUCCAUAGACACUACCAGCUUCACAGAACUCUCCCUGGAAAUCCGAGCAGAGCAUAAACCUGAGCUGAACUGUUAUGACAGUGACUGGAUGACACCGUCCUAUGAGCAUAGGACGCGCAGAGUAACUCGCUCUUACUCCCUCAGUAAGAGCUUCCUCAAAAUUGAGCCAAAGCCUGAGACAUUAAGUUGUGGCUCCUCAGCAGAGGUCCAGGUGCACUAUAUCUUCACACCAGAGGCCAUAGGGGACCAGAAGAAAAUUGUCAUUUAUUAUUUGGUGAUGGCCAAGGGACAAAUCGUAUUAGCUGACACCUAUGAUCUGAAUGUGAAUCCUGGAGAUGCUUACGGGACAUUUCGGUUGAGCUUCUCUGUUGAGGCAGCAAUUGCUCCUGUGGCACAGAUGCUUGUGUACACCACUUCACCCAGUGGGGAAGUCAUUGCCAGUUCACAGGAUUUCCAGGUUGAAAUGUGCCUCCCCAAUAAAGUGAGAUUGAGUUUUGCACCCAAGGAAGGUCUUCCUUCUUCCAACACACAUCUGCAACUCCACACCUCUCCAAGAUCCCUGUGUGCCCUUCGUGCAGUGGACAAGAGUGUUCUCCUUAUGAAGCCUGAAAAUGAGCUUUCUCCCAGCUCUGUGUAUAAUCUUCUCCCAGUGAAGGAGAGCCAGGGUUACAGCUUCAGGGAAUACUACUUGGAAGAAGACAACGUCAAUCCAUGUGUAUCGCUUGACAAUCUGUCAUUAAAUGGAUUUCUCUACAUACCCAUUUCUUCUGAUGGCGAAGGGGAUGCCUAUGACAUUCUCAAAGAAUUGGGCUUAAAAGUCUUCACUAGCAGCAAGAUCCAUAAGCCUGAACUCUGCGAGCAUUACCCAGAACACAUGAUGGAAAGGAGUUACAGUGGUUCUAUCUCUGCAAUGAAUCUGCAUGGAGAAUUGAGUUAUGGCAUGGCAGAAGAUAUGGUUGAUGGCAAUCCAAUGGAGACUGUCCGGAAGUACUUCCCUGAGACAUGGAUCUGGGACAUAGUUUCAGUGAACUCUGAGGGAAAAGCUGAUCUAGAAGUGACCAUCCCUGACACCAUCACUGAGUGGAAAGCCAAUGCAUUCUGCACUUCAGCAGGCUCAGGCUUUGGCCUGUCCCCGACAGUGUCCCUCAGAGCCUUCCAGCCCUUCUUUGUCGAGCUCACCAUGCCCUACUCUGUGGUGCGUGGGGAGUCCUUCACGCUGAAAGCCACCGUUUUCAACUACCUGCCUGCCUGCAUCAGGGUCGGUGUGUCUCUGGCUGAAUCUGCUGAUUUCCUGGCUGUACCAGUGGGGAAACAGGAGGAAUCCUACUGCAUCUGCGUGAAUGAAAGAAAAACUGUUGCUUGGGCAGUAACACCAAGAUCUCUAGGGCAGGUGGAGCUCUCAGUGACCACUGAGGCCCUAGAGAACCAGCAGCCCUGCGGGAACUACAUUGUGGAGACCCCUGAGAAAGGGCGGAAGGACACGGUCAUCAGACAGCUGCUGGUGGAGCCGGAAGGGACUGAAGCAGAAACCACAUACAACUCUGUGCUCUGUGCAUCUGAAGAGUCAGUGUCACAGACAGUCUCCUUGGCUCUCCCAGAGACUGUGGUGGAUGGCUCAGCCAGAGCAUAUUUCUCAGUGCUAGGUGACAUCAUGGGCACUGCCAUGCAGAACCUGCACCAGCUCCUCCAGAUGCCCUUUGGCUGUGGAGAGCAGAACAUGGUCCUCUUUGCACCCAACAUCUACGUCCUGGACUAUCUGAACAAAACAGGGCAGCUGAGUGAGGAGAUCAAAUCCAAGGCCACUGGAUACUUAGUGAGCGGGUAUCAAAGGCAAUUGAAGUACAAACACCGGGAUGGUUCUUACAGCACCUUUGGGCCACGUUAUGGGCAAGUUGGAAAUACCUGGCUCACAGCAUUUGUCCUCAAGUCCUUUGCCCAGGCCCAGCCUCAUAUCUUCAUAGAGGAGAAGCACAUCCAGGAUGCUUUGAUCUGGCUUACUCAAAAGCAGAAGGAGAAUGGCUGUUUCCGCAGUUCUGGGACGCUCCUGAACAAUGCCAUGAAGGGUGGAGUGAAUGACGAGGUCACACUGGCAGCCUACAUCACUAUUGCACUGCUGGAGAUUCCUCUGCCUGUAACCCACUCAGUGGUGCGGAAUGCU
Passer montanus (Eurasian tree sparrow) is the source of this 3490-nucleotide messenger RNA. Its product is annotated as alpha-2-macroglobulin-like. NCBI's taxonomy places the organism in Eukaryota, Metazoa, Chordata, Aves, Passeriformes, Passeridae. Gene Ontology annotation, molecular function: endopeptidase inhibitor activity. The record is from RefSeq and is a predicted model, not a curated record. The annotation marks the transcript as partial. The transcript is spliced from 28 exons.